AUGGACAAGAAAAGAUCAUCAUCAUCAUCAUCAUCAUCAUCAGUUGUGACAUGGAAACCAGCUGCAGCAAAUGGAAAUGCACAGGCGCCCAAGAAGAACUUGUGGACGCCAGAGGAGGACUUGAUUCUCAAAAAAUACGUGGAAACUCAUGGUGAAGGCAAUUGGGCCACUGUGUCCCAGCGAUCAGGUCUGAUGAGGAGUGGAAAGAGCUGUAGGCUGAGAUGGAAGAAUUACCUGAGACCCAACAUAAAACGUGGACACAUGUCCCAAGAGGAGCAAGACCUCAUUAUCCGAAUGCAUAAGCUUCUUGGCAAUCGAUGGUCACUGAUUGCUGGGAGGCUUCCUGGUCGAACGGAUAAUGAAGUGAAGAACUACUGGAAUACCCAUUUGAACAAGAUGAGCUGCCCAGCUGCACCCAAAAGAAAAAGUAGCCAUUUGAACAAGAUCGUCACUCAUAAGAAGAAAAAGAACAGAAUCAGCAGCUGCACCACCACCACCACCUGUACUGAUCGUACUGAUGAUGAUCAUGAUCAAAUUCAGAAGAAAGACGCCACUGACUUUGAUCAUGAUCAUGAUCAUCGCCAGGAACCAAACGGAUCAAACCUUACUUCUAGUGCCAGCUGUUACUACUAUGACAUUAAUGACAUGGUAGAAUCUCCAAUAUUCACAUCGCACCACGACUGCCUGCAGUACCUGCCUACAAACUUGAACGCAACAUUUCUGUUUGAUCACGAUUUCAUUGCUGCCGACGCCGCCUCCUCUUCCUCCUAUUUGGAUUCUUUUCUUUUCUUUGAAGCAUUUGGAUCGUCUGCUGCUGCUACUGCGGCUGACAUGGAAUCAGUUUUGCCAUUAGCGUGUGCUGAUCAUCAUCUAGGUUGGUGA
Molecule: messenger RNA, 882 nt
Organism: Prunus dulcis (almond)
Lineage: Eukaryota; Viridiplantae; Streptophyta; Magnoliopsida; Rosales; Rosaceae
Product: trichome differentiation protein GL1-like
Exons: 3
Coding region: 1-882 (293 amino acids)
Source: RefSeq, a predicted model, not a curated record